Linum trigynum is the source of this 3055-nucleotide messenger RNA. Lineage: Eukaryota; Viridiplantae; Streptophyta; Magnoliopsida; Malpighiales; Linaceae. The record is from the annotation of a GenBank genome assembly.
UGUUAUCUUCUCCACUUUUAUAGUACUUGAGAGUUUCAGUGAGUAGCUCAAAACAGAAGCGAAUACAAUGGAGAAGAACACUCUGCUGCCGCUAAUAACCGCUACUAAGCUUCUUCUCCUUCUCCAUCUCCUUCUUCCUGCAGUGACUUCUCUCUCCCGGCCGCUGAAUAAUCCCAACGUGAUCCAUGACGACUGCUCCGACAAGUGCGGGAACGUCACCGUCCCGUACCCUUUCGGAAUCGGCCGAGACCCCAAAUGCGCAUUCUCCGACGCCUUCCUCCUCAAUUGUACUUCCCCAGCCGCCGCUCGCCCUGAAGUACUCGUCUUCCGCAACAUCACCGUCACCAAGAUCUCCGUCGAGGAAGGCACCCUCUCGGGCUUAAUUCGCGGCGCCUACAGCUGCUACAACAAAUCCGGCCCGAUGAGGCCCUACCGAUAUUCCAAUCAGUCCAUCACGCUUGGCGACGGCCCAUUCCGUUUCUCCAACGUCCACAACAAAUUCACGGUCUUCGGCUGCGACACCAUCGCAUUGAUCAUGAGCGGCGACUCGGGCAUCUUCAUCGGCGGCUGCAUCUCCUUCUGCGACGGCGUAUCCGCCGCCGAAGCCUCGCGGCGGAUUUCCGCGGCUUCGAACUCGUCGGUCUGCCCCGGAAACGGGUGCUGCCAGAGCUCGAUCCCCCGUGGAUUGAAGACGCUGGACUUCAAGGUGGAAAGCUCGACGAACCACAGCCACAUCUUGGACUCGAAUCCUUGUGAUUUCGCGUUCCUGGCCGACGACAGGGAUUUCGAUUUCGGCCGUGUGAACCUGAGUGAGUAUCCCAAUUGGAAUCCGAGCAAUGCGAGCACCGCGAUCGAGUGGGUGGUUGAGGAGAAGCAUUGCAAGGAGGCGAGAUCGAACUCGAGCUCGUACGCUUGCCGCGAGAAAUCCGAUUGCGUUUACUCCGGCAAUGGGAAUGGUUACAGGUGCUUGUGCAGUGCUGGGUACAGAGGAAACCCCUACCUUGGUUGCCAAGACAUCAAUGAAUGUGAGGAGCCAGAGAAGUAUCCAUGCCAUGGACGUUGCAAGAACACAGAGGGGAACUACACUUGUAGUUGUCCAAUUGGGAAGCACGGCGAUGGCAAAGUUGCUUGCCAAGUAUCUUGUGUUACGACCAUUGUUGCAGUAACUGGAAGCAUCAUCUUGCUAUUCACGACCGUUCUUCUGACCUUCAUCAUGUACAGACGAAGAAAGCAAGAGAAGAACUUCUUGCUGAACGGUGGCAUGCUGUUAAAGCACCAAAGAGUGAGAAUCUUCAGGGAAUUGGAGCUCUCGAAGGCCACCAACAGCUACGACGCCACCCGCCUCCUUGGCCAAGGAGGAUUCGGCCAUGUCUACAAAGGAAUCCUGCCCGACAACACCCUCAUCGCGAUCAAGAAGCCCAAAAACUCUCUCGUCGACAAGUCUCAAACCAUCAACCAAGAAUUCCAGCACGAGAUCGCCAUCGUCUCCCAAGUAAAUCACAUUAAUGUUGUCAAGGUAGUAGGACUCUGCCUCGAGACCAAGCUGCCACUCUUGGUCUACGAGUUCAUCCCCAACGGCACCCUCUCGGACCACAUUCACCGGCAGAGAUCGAAUCUGAUGUCUACAUGGACAAAUCGGCUGAGAAUCGCGACGGAGAUCGCUCAAGCGCUCGAUUACUUGCAUUCCCUGGCGAACCCACCAAUCAUCCACGGGGAUAUCAAGUCGACCAACAUUCUUCUUGACGAGGUUUUCCGCGCCAAAGUCGCCGACUUUGGCGCCUCUGUUCUAAUCUAUCCCGACCAGGCAACCGCCAUGGUUAGUAAGAUCCAGGGGACGUUGGGCUAUCUCGACCCGGAGUAUCUCGUGACUGGAGAUCUCACUCCGAUGAGCGACGUCUACAGCUUUGGAGUGGUCAUGGUCGAGCUUCUGACGGGGCGGAAGCCUCACUCUGUUUUCUCGUCGAGAACAGAGGAGAAUGGUAAUCUCAUUAUGUGUUUUUUGAAUUCGGUGGGGGAUAGGAAUUUGGGGAGUAUCGUAAAUCUUGAGGUGAUUCGAGGAUGGGAGAUGGAGGAGAUUGAGGCGUUCGCUGAGGUGGCACGGCGGUGCCUGAAUUCAAGCGGGAUUGAGCGACCGGCGAUGAAGGAGGUGGCGGAGGAGCUUGGACAGCUGAUGAGGAAAUUGAAUGAACAUGAUCGGACGGGUGAUAAUGAUGGGGAGGAGGGGACUGGUGGUGAAUCUUUUUCGUCUAUUAGUGGGUGUACGGAAUUUUGGACAGGGAGGACGGAGCGGCCGGCGGAGGAAACUCAGAGCAUAGUUGCUGUGGAGUAAAACGCAGAUUUGCCGGUGAUGAAAGCAUGCCGGGGCACCAAGACAGGGCUAUUGGGCUUGAUACGUCAGGCCCUAAACUAAUUGAUAAAAUGGGCUAAACAAUGCAGCAGCCCACAUUCUUCUUCAUUCACGUGGCAUAGGGCCCACUUAUCUUUCUUUUCUUGUAAUUGUGCAAUUUCUACCAGAAUGGCGUAUGUAAAUUAACAUUUUCGCAUAUCUCACAUUGUUAGAUUCCUUAUAUUUCAUCAACAAAGAGAUCAUAACAAACCCUAUUGAAUUUGUGAAUAUAAAUUUGAGAAAAAACAUUUAGAGUCAGUAAGAUUUUUAUCAAGAAUGGUAAGAUACGAGAUUUUAUAGGUUUUACAGUUUUGUAUAGUAACCUAGAACAUGAAUCCGCAAUCGAAUGUACCUAAUCAAGUAUUCCAAUUUCCAACAUUGCUUUUCUUUUCAGGCAAAUUCAUGAAUCUUGGGAGAGUGAAUCAACACAUGAUAAAUACCAACAUUAAUAUUCCUUAUUUUGCAAUGUAUCCUGCAAAGAUUCCCAAAAACCAGUAACCAAUCAUGGAAUCUACACAGAAUCUGGAACAAAAAUAAAUAACCAGCUAAUUUCACAUAGCAUACACGGCAAAUUAAUUAAGGAGCUCCGUAUAAGGAAAGGAUUUUUCUUAUUUGUUUCUUGUAAUAAACAUUCUGUACUACUCAAUUCAAUGAAGGGCGCAAAUUGGG